CUCGACUUGUCUCUUUAAUAGUAGCAUUUGCACAUACACCCCCAAACCGUUUUCUCUCCGCUGCAUCAGAAGAUGGACAAUAUUACUGAGACUGAGCGACUGGAUCAAGCGUCUGUCCGUCCUGAACUGGGUACGGAUACCGAGUCUAAGCGAUGGGCUCAAACACUUCUUCAGUCUGAAACGAGCGGCACCACUGAGUUGAAACAAUCGGCUCAUUCAUCUCUUCUCGCGGUCACGACAGAUCAGGGCUCGCUCGGACAGGGUGGAAGCAACUCGGGCAAUGAUAGGUCCAAUGAUGGCCUGGCUAGUACUACUGCCUAUACCAAUGAAGAGCGUAUCACCAGCUCUCUCACUGAAGGUCUCCUGGCCAGGGCAUUGUUCAACUCUAGCGUCGAGGAAGAGUCACCUUCUGGGUCCUCAGCUAGUAGUGACUAUGGAGCCGUGGCCAAUACUCAUCGGGGUAUUCCACCCUUCUUCGGCGAGAAGUCUGACUCGGAUGUCUCUUCCUAUAGUGACUACGACGAGUACGACUCCAACAGUGAGCCAAGAGGCGAGUGGUCCGGCAUCUAUGACGAAAGUUACGAUGCCGACGAAGAGGACUGGUCCCAAUCUGGCGAAGGGGAUUCUGAGGAUUGGGACGACAAUGAGCAAGACGAGUCGGAAGUCAACCCCAACCUCAAUGAGCGCUUUUUGAGAGUUGUGCGUUCUCCUCCGAUGCGGCAUCGUCGACCCCUCCCUGGCCAGGGUAAGCGUGGCUGUUAAGUAGUCUGCUCGUACCAGCCUUUGGUUGCACUCCUUGG
Messenger RNA from Aspergillus eucalypticola CBS 122712, 800 nucleotides. RefSeq lists its product as uncharacterized. The transcript has 4 exons. NCBI's taxonomy places the organism in Eukaryota, Fungi, Ascomycota, Eurotiomycetes, Eurotiales, Aspergillaceae. Bases 73 to 762 code for a protein of 229 amino acids. The record is from RefSeq and is a predicted model, not a curated record.